CAAAUAUCUAUAAAUGGAAACCCACACGGCGGAGCACUUAUCACUAAGGCUGGGGGACAGAAUUCAGGCAAACAAGUUCAAAAGUCCUCUGAAGACCACAAAGCAGAUGGAUACACCUGCGGGGAAGGAGGACUGACGGGCACCCAGGCGACCAUGACGACCGAGAACUACAAGGAGGUCCCAAAAAGUGCGGCCGAGGUGCGCCAUGCGGUCAUCUGUGAAGAAGGCCGCACGAAGCCGCUGGUCUUUACGUUUGUGCCGGUGAUUCGGAUGCUGCCCGGUCCGUCCUGGGUGAAGCAAUCAAAAGCCAAGCUGAAGGUUUCAGCAGCGCUAGUUCAGGAGGAGCUCUCUGCCAUGAAUGUGCCCCAGGACGGGGUCUUCAAGGCUGAAAUCGUGUACAUCAGUGACUCCGACGUCGGGGAAUGGGGGGAUACUUCUGCAAGACGACGGCCGCCGGUGGAAGAGACGGUCGGCUCUCAGUCUCAGCUGCUGUUCAAGUCCUCUUUGCCUACAAGGCCGACGAUCCCAACUCUUCUCACUUCUCCUGCUCUCGUUCAAAGCGGCAGAGCGGAUUCACCCGCCGUUUCCGAGGUGCCACUGCCCGGCUCGACAUCUGCCCAAAACCAGAAGGGUGUAACUCGUUCCUACCACCCCCCACCCGCCUGUCCACAAGUCAAUGGGAAUGUCAGCCCUGAUCAGAUGGAAGAUGGCAGGCUGUCCCCUCCAGCAAAGCUCCUUCACUUAGUGUCUUCCAAAGCAUCCAGUUUAUCCGAGGGUGUCGAGCUAGGCACCCAUUUUCGUUUGGCUCCCUGUACCUCCCCGUGCCCCUCAGGCCGAUCCGAAGUCUUCUCUCCCACGGUCCUUAAAGUUGUCCCUCAUGUUUUAGCGCCUGGUUCCAAUAUGUCUCGGGCCUCUCCAAUGGGGGAAAGAGCCCUGUCACCCACCCCAACCCUCGCUGACUCUCGGCCUCGGACCCCCCUCUCUGUCCUCACCAGUAUCCUGAGAUCUGGCCAGCUGCCUCCAUCCAUGAAAACGAAGAGGCCUUUCUCCCCAUCCCUGCAGCACAGCACUGCUAGUCUCCAGUCGUUGACCCCUUACUCGCCCUCCUCGAGCCUAGCGUCCAUUCCCCUGGACCUGUCGAGGCCGCAGACUCCUAGCAGCCUGGAGAGACCCAGUCGGGGGGCCAGCGCCAGUCUGCAGCUUUUGACGGCUUUACUGAAAUCUCCAUCCCCUACCCCUAACUCCCUGGCCGGCACUGCAAAGCCACAUUCCCACCCCAUAUGCCCCCAGACCUCAGACCGAGUCUGCUCCCCUUUAACCCCUGGGCAGCCCCGUUUCUCACCUACUCCGGAGUCUUCCUCACAUCCACCAGCCCAUCCGUCAGAUUCGCCUCUCUCAUCUUCUUCAUCCAGAACCAUCCCUUUGCUUUCCAGCACCCAACACGGACUCCGGGUGUACUCUCCUGUUCCCAAAGUCACCAUUUCUCCACCUGAAAGCUGGAACAAGACAAAAGACCCUUCUUCCAAAGCCGCGGGCAGAGCCCUGUCCCCAAGAUUAACAUCUCCUUCUCCGUGCUCCUUGACGUGUUCCCCCCGAUCUCCAUCCCCCGGGACAAGACCUUCUAACCGCCCCACCAGUCCACUCUCCCCAUCUCCACGUGUUCCUUCACGCUCUCCAACCCCGUCCUCCACGUCCUCUCCAGUCCCACCACACAUGGCUGCCGGCUCUCGGGAGAACCAAACUAAAAAAGCGAAGCAAUACAAGAUCACGUCGAGCUACAAGGAGUUUGCAGCCAUUCCUACAAAUGUUCUGCUUCAGGAGCAGCAGCAGAUGCUGGAUGAGAAGACAGAGGAAGCCCCCAGCGGUCAAGUUAACAGUGAGGACGACAGCCAGUUGGACCCCCAUGCUGAGUUACGUUCACCUGCUCAGCUCCGACAAGAGGCCAAGGACCUGUAUGCCGCCAUCGAUGAAGUCUUGGAAGAGCCGCUUCCCAUGCCACGAUCACAUUCUGCACCAACUUCGCUACAGAAGCUGAAGGAUGCCGACAUGCCAAAGACUUUCACAAUUCUGUCAGGAACAGCUGGUCGGGAAACUAAAUAUGCUGCUCUAAAUCGGAUACCUGUGGUCCCCCAUGAGAAACACCUGACAAAACCAGGAGUUAUUCGCCCAGUCAGUGUCACCCCAAGAAUCACAGAAGAGAAGGACGUCGUCCACCCGAACCCAUUCAGACGGUACCUGGAGGACACGUCCGACGCUGACCUUCAGCAGCUUGUUAGCAGAGUCAGGGGGCUCAGCACUCGGCUUGGAAUGGACAACACGAGGGACUCGAAGCUCCAGCGGCUCCACCGAGAGGGAGAUGGCAAACGCUUACACGCUGAGCUCCACAUAACGGAGGGAGAAGAGCAGACAGCCAAGAAAGUCACGUCAGGUAAAGGAGCUGCCGGAGUGAAGACGACCUGCUCGUGGUUUCCAGAAUAUUCCGCCGUGUCUCCUUAUUAAACCGCACGCCUCGCUCAUCUGCUCAAGUAUAGAGGACACUGACGACACCCUGGGGUCUCCAUAAGCCCUGACCACCAUGCUUAUGCCUGACUAACUAAGGUCGUGGAGCAUUAAUGGCCUUAUUUUUGUAUUGUGCCUUAAACGAAUGGAGUAACAGAUCUCUAGAACAGUAAUAAUAAUAAUAAUAAU
Messenger RNA from Erpetoichthys calabaricus (reedfish), 2688 nucleotides. RefSeq names its product muscular LMNA-interacting protein (gene mlip). Gene Ontology annotation, molecular function: lamin binding; transcription corepressor activity. Gene Ontology annotation, biological process: negative regulation of transcription by RNA polymerase II. Bases 154 to 2499 code for a protein of 781 amino acids. The record is from RefSeq and is a predicted model, not a curated record. The transcript has 13 exons. Gene Ontology annotation, cellular component: PML body; sarcolemma; nuclear envelope. NCBI's taxonomy places the organism in Eukaryota, Metazoa, Chordata, Cladistia, Polypteriformes, Polypteridae.